AAAGCAUUCAUUCAUUAAAUAAAACCCACAUCCUACUCCACAUCCCUUAAGCCUUUCUUUCUCACUUCCACCGCUACUACUACUAUUCCCACCUCCUCCUACUACUCACACCUUCUUCGUUUAUGGCACUUUCUGAUUCCGUGGUGAGCAACCUCACCAUGAUCUACGUCGCCGUCAUCGCCUGCAUCAAAGCCUAUGGCUUCCUCAACGGCCGAACCUUCGGCGGCGGCUUCGUUAUAGCGGCGUCAACCACCGUGGUAGGCAUGAUCCUCGUCGCGACGUUGACGUGGGAUGUCUCGCGUAAAGCCACGUAUGCGUUCAACCGCCACACUCCACCGCAACCUCCUCAUAAUCAUAGCCACGAGAUGUGCAAGGGAGGUAUCUGCUGGCACGGCGUGGCGGUGCGAUCACCAGCUUCUCAGGUGCAUGAAAUUGAAUCAGAAUUGGCAGAAAGUUGCUGCAUCUAAAGUGAUUUUGGGUCACAGUAAUUUUCUAGAAUGUAAGCAACUAUGGGAAUAUCGUCUUCGUUUCGGAUAAUUUGCUGUUUGUUACAGACUUACAGUACUGCUAGAAGUUAUAGCACCGAUCGAGACUACAAAGCCUACUGUGUCAGCUGGCAGGUUGAAACACAACGUGUCGUUACUGUCAUACACAUUACACAAAUGUUUAGGUUCUUUCACAGUUCACUCAUCAAUAAUUUUUUUUUUAAAUGUCUUUCCGUAUAUAUAGAUUUUAGUGCUUUUAAAAUUCAUUUCCUAUUUUGGUGCCUUA
Messenger RNA from Lotus japonicus, 771 nucleotides. RefSeq lists its product as uncharacterized. The record is from RefSeq and is a predicted model, not a curated record. The transcript has 2 exons. Lineage: Eukaryota; Viridiplantae; Streptophyta; Magnoliopsida; Fabales; Fabaceae. The coding region runs from base 123 to 467 and encodes 114 amino acids.